This is a messenger RNA of Malus domestica (apple), 2100 nucleotides long. NCBI's taxonomy places the organism in Eukaryota, Viridiplantae, Streptophyta, Magnoliopsida, Rosales, Rosaceae. The record is from RefSeq and is a predicted model, not a curated record.
AUGCCUCCGAUAGAAAGAGAGAGAGACACAGCGAGAGAGAGAGGGAGAGGGAGGACUGGGGAUCUCAGUGUCAUUGCUGCAGAUCCUCGAUUUCAUGAGUGGGGAAGGAGAAAGAGAGAGAGCAGAGAGCAACAUGCGUUUUUUGAGGUUAACGAGUUACCCCACGGGGUUGGUGAACAGAGGAUGUCUGAGAGAGAUUUCAGAAAUUUGGAUCGUUGCAAGAAGAAGCUGGUUCUAUGCCGUUUUGAGAUUGAUCGAGAUGAUGUCGCUUCAUUCUCUAAUACCAUACCAGCCAGCAAACAAGCUCCAAAUCAGGGAGAACCACAUUCGUUCCAAUUCACAAAAACAAAUCAGGAGAUCCCAAAGCAAUGGUUCAAUUUGAUUGACCUUGAUCAACUUCAUAAGAGAAUCAACAACGAUGUUGAACUUACAGAUGUGUUUGGUCAUUUAACGGCUGUGCAGCCGAUUGAAGACGUGACUGUCCAAAGCUCAAGAAUUGCGAAGAAGAGGAAUCUUAACUUGCAAGACAUCAGGGGCGAAACGAUUAGGAUCACCUUAUGGGGAGAAGCUGCAACAACUUUUGAGGACAGUGGAAUAAAAUCCCUUCCACCACCUAUCUUCCUUGCUGUAACAAGCCUCAAAGUCAAAGAAUACCGAGGAAACCCUGUUCUUGGAAGCACUGGAUCAACUGUUUGUAUUUUCAAUCCAGAGAUUCCACAGCUCACCCAAUACAAACAAAAGUUUAAGGAUCUGAAAUCACCUGUUCAAACCUUACGCACCUCAGCGGAAAUGUAUGCAGACCGUGCUGUUAGUCCUAAUUUUGAGUCCAAAACAAUUGAUGAGCUCCUUCUACUUGAUCCUGCUUUGCACAAAAAUGUAAGUUUUGAAUGCAAAGCGACUGUCAUUGGAUUUGAUUUGAGUAGAGGUUGGUGGUACAAGUCGUGCCCAUUCUGCCAUAAAGCUGUCAAAAAAACUUCCGGAGCAUUUCAGUGCAAUGAACAUGGUUCAUUUAACAGGUUACCUGAACCAUGGUUCAAAAUCAAUCUUAUAGUGGAAGAUAGCACAAAUCAGCACAAUUUCCUCAUGUUAGGAAGGAACGCUGAAAAGAUACUUCAUGUUUCUUGCCACACUUUGGUAAUAGAAGACGGAUAUGACGAUCCCUUCAUGGUGCCACCACCUCUAAAAAAAUUGGUGGGCGAGACAAAAAGAUUUUUGCUAUCUUUUGGCAAUCAAAACAGUGAUUUUAGGAAGACAGACUUCAUCAUUUAUGGAUUGCUUCAAGAUCAGCUGCCCUUGAACACAGCAAUUGCCUCAAUCGACCCACAAACGCCUACUGCCACUGCAGGAAAACAAAUUAUAACUGAAGCGACUCCUGCCCCAGUGACACCUUCCCAGCGGCCAGAUCACCAUCCCCAAUCGGUUGUACCUCUCAAAACUUCAAAGAGACCAUUGUUCAUUGAUCAAGCAGACAAACCAGACAGCAAAAAAACUCGCACUGAGCAAAUAGAGGUAACCAAUUCUGCUAGAAUUGCCAGAGAAUUCCACAAACUGGUUGUCCCUAAGAUUGAGCCCGCCGAUAAAGAACCGAUAGCUGCGCUCAAAACAAAGUCUCAAACCAAAAAAACCAAGGAUAGUGCUCAAGAUGUUCGCCCACCAAAAAAGUGAAUGACUACAUUCUCCGUGAUGAAUUGCUACAAAGUUACUCUGCAGUUUUUUGCCUUUAAAACAUGUGUAGCUGAAAACUUAGUCAAAACAUUUUUUUGAGCUUUUUGUAACUGCUUAAACAGGUUUCUAGGCUGCAGGGCAUGUAUUUUGUCACCUUAACUAUAGGGACAAAAUAUGUGUGGACUGCAUCUUCCUUUUGUAACUAAUGGAAAACUGCAUCCUGCAUCUUUAUUCCUUUGAACAUUUGGCUUUCUUUUUUGUAACUACUUAAACAGAUGCUUAGACUGCAGGUCAUCUAUUUUGUCAUUAUAACUACAGGGGCAAAAUAUGUGUGUCCUCUUUCUGUAACUAAUGAAAACAAGCAUAUUGCAUCUUUGUUGCUUUCAACAUUUAUGCUUGGAAGAAUAACUGCAAAAACAAAAACAACCUUAUCUU